GGAAAAAGAUGUUUGAACCACACGCAAGUUGAAUUGUAAUUUCCCCUAAUAGCAGCUGUAAAAUUCUUUUCAAAUGCAACCUUUUAAAGUUGAUUCUUUCUAAGUCUGUGGUGGAUAGCUUUCAGUCCUACAUUAUUGAGGCUGCUUCGAUAACUUGCCUCUGUAAUUUGAGAGAGAAGUUUGUUUUACUGACUACUCAACGGAUGGAAGCUGGAUUUGGAGGACUCGUUGUACAUUCUUUUCCUCAAACAAUGCAGCCUAAACCAUCUAGUUUCUCAAUCAUUUGCCUCGUUGUGAGGAAGAUGAGAUGUUUGAAGGACAUCAGGUUUUGCUUUUAGUGCUUUUUUUUUUCCCCGGAUUACAAAAACACUGAAAAACAACAGGCGCCUGGAAAGCAGCCAGCUGCAGCACUAUAACGUUUGGAAAUACAAAAGGUCUUCGAGGACGCAGUGUGCUGCUGGUGUAAUGCUACAAAUUUGGAGUGCUUGGUAUUGUCAGCAGCACUUUCCCACAGGUACUGGAGAAGUACCCAAACACACCAAUGAGCCACAAGGAGAUCUUACAAGUCAUCCAGCGUGAAGGACUCAAGGAGAUCAGUGGCACCUCUCCAUUGGCUUGCUUGAAUGCUAUGCUUCACACAAAUUCUAGGGGAGAAGAGGGUAUUUUCUAUAAGGUACCUGGCCGCAUGGGAGUCUAUACUUUGAAGAAGGAUGUCCCAGAUGAAAUGAAGGAGCUGUCCGAAAUGUGGGAUGAUAGCAGUGAUGCUCACUCAGACUCGCAGAGCACAGAGAGCAAUGAGAAAAGGGAAAGAAAGAGAAUUUCAUCCAGGUUAUCAUCUCAACCAGCGUCACCUCAGUCGAGUUGCCCCUCCCCUUCCAUCCCACAAAAUAAGAUUAUGUCUCCGUCCCAGAAGCACAGCAAGAAGGCCCUCAAGCAGGCCCUCAAACAGCAGCAACAGAGAAAGCAGUGUCGGCCUGGCUUACCAGUGUCGUCCAACCCAAGGCUGCUACUGAAGUCUGUAAAAGCUACUGACCAGACCGCUUCCAAGACUGGUUGGGAAAUGAAACAAUCAGAUGGGUGUUCAACAAGCCCUCAGAAUUCAACCUGCAGUUCAUCAUCAUCUGGCAAAAUGGAACAAACCCUGCCAGGACUGGGCAGGAAGCCCUGUCAGAGGUCUGAGAGACUCAAUGCAAGACAGCUGAAAAGGACAAAAGCCACUGACAUUGAUGUGGAGACACCGGACUCCAUACUUGUAAACACAAAUUUGCGGGCUCUUAUAAAUAAGCACACUUUUUCUGUUUUCCCUGGAGACUUCCAGCAACGACUGCUUCUCCUGCUUCCUGAGGUGGACAGACAGGUGGGUACAGAUGGUUUGAUGCGUUUGAGCACCUCAGCUCUGAAUAAUGAAUUCUUUACUUCUGCAGCCCAGGGCUGGAAGGAACGGUUAUCAGAAGGAGAGUUCACUCCAGAGAUGCAGCUGCGAAUACGACAAGAGAUAGAAAAAGAAAAGAAGGUGGAACAAUGGAAGGAAAGUUUUUUUGAGAAUUACUAUGGUCAAAAUUCUGGCAUAAGUCUGGAAGACUCAGAAAAGCUGACUGCAUUGUCGAAUAAUGUUGAGGAUUGUCAACGCCCUCCAUCCAAACAAGCCCUUCUGCAAUCAGUCAUGCAAGAAACUUCCAUCAAGGCAGAAACACCAGUUGAGCCAAAAGGAGAAACUGACCACAAAGCAAUAACCAAAGAAGCAGGGAUGCUAAAAGUAGAAGAAAAGGUUGAAGAUACAGAGAAAUCAGCAGCCUCUUCAGAACAAUGUGGCACCAAACCAAUUCCAGCUAUUAAAAACCAUGAAGACAAUAGAUCUUCGGAGAUUAGCGCCCUGCCUGAGAAGAAGGUGGACCUUGACCAUAUUACUUCAGUGCUGCAGCAAGAUAAUCAAACAUCAAAAGUAGGCUCUAUUAUUUCCCCAGAGGCUAAAGCCUUGGUACCUAAGCCAAAAUUAGACCAAAAUGAGCCCAAACUGCAGCUGAAGUCGGAGAGUUCAGAAACAUCUAAAAGUAAAAAGCCUGAGGCUUUUGAAUCAGUGGAGAGCAAGAGCCAUGAGUCUUCAAAACAAGACCAAGUUCUAAAUUCCACUGAACAAAUGGAAGUUACUGCAGAGGGUCUGAAGAGGAAGUCUACCAACGAAGGAGAGUCUCUGCUCAGUCCUGAGAAAAGACCCCGCAUUGUGGACCACCAGUUAUUUCGGACCCCACCUAAGGACUUUCCCAGAAACAAAGAUGAGCCACAUGAACUCAAAGUCCCACCUCUUAAGAUUUCAGUCUCAAGAAUCAGACCUGUGCCUACCCAGACUGGUCAGGUCUCUCCAAGGGCCACUUUCCCACCGCUCGUCACUAGUCCUGGGAGAACUGGAGCCAGGACUCUUGCAGACAUCAAAGCUAAAGCUCAACUUGCCAAGGCACAGCGGGCCGCAGCAGCCGCAGCUGCAGGUGGAGCAGUUCCAGGCCCAGGUCCAGGGGGAGGGAGUGGAGGGGGAGGAGGGACUGGGACUGGGAUCAGUAGAAUCUCAGGACAGGGGAGCACACUGGACAUGGACAGAACUGGAGGCAGGAGAGGUAUUGGAGGGCCCUUGUUUAAUAGUCCAGGACAGCAACCCAGAAAAUGUGCAGAGGCAACGGCCAAGGCCCCAACCAGUAUGGAUGCAAGAACACAAUUACAGCAAGCCCCCAUGGCGCAGUGCAUACCUGCAGGUAGCAGUACAGACCCCAGCAAAUCCACAACCACAGUCACAACACCAGCAUUAACAUUAUCAAGUGUACAUACGACAACAUCUGUGACUUCACUAGCAUCCUUGCAGACAACUCCUGUGAUGACAAACAGUGCUGCAACAAAAGCCACUCCUGCUCCAAUGCAGACACAAACUAUAAAGCAGAUUUCCAGUCCAACCGUGAGGGAAGUUUUGAAACCUGUGCCUGUUUUCAGCGAUUCUGAGUAUGCAAAGGCAGCAACUCAAAGCUCAGGAAAUUUUGCAAUGCACAAUAAGCCAGGUGAAGUGAGUAAUCAGCCUUUGAUAGACUCUAACGUCAGAGCAUCAAAUGUGGACAGAAAACUGCCUGCUGAUACUUCGCUGCCCUGCAUUUCUUUCGAUACACAAAGGGGCCAUCAGGUUUCAGCUUCAGCCAAUGUGUUCGUCACAACAGCUGGUUCUAUUUCUGUGGCAUCUGGAGGCACAGCUGGAACUUUGGAAGUGGCCUCCCCAGUUUCUGAAACAAGUACAAAUGUAGAAAGCCCUAUAAUUAUAUCUACUACAUCGGCACCCUUAUUUUGCACUUCACUUGAUGUACCUAGUCUUAAAACACAAGGGCCUGUUUGUGGAACCAUACCAAAAAUGGGUUCCUCCAUCCCUGCAAAUAACCCAUUGGUUACACAGUUACUGCAAGGGAAAGAAGUGCCACUAGAGCAAUUCCUGCCUAAGCCUCUAACCAAAGUAGAGAUGAAGCCUGUAUAUCAGUUUCCUAAAACUUCACUCGACGAUAACAUGAAGAUAUCAUCUGAUGGCACAUUAGUCGUAUCCGUGACUGUGGGAAAUGCCACCACUGUGAUUCACGGGUCUGGUGAGGUAUCUACUGACCUUAUCAAAGGAAGACAAUCUGAGACAGUACCAGAACAAGUUGUUGAAUCAACCGAUCAACACAGACAACAGAAGUUGUUUGAACAGGCUUCAAAACACAGUUCUACUAAUGAAGAGCAGCAAAUCAGAGACACUGAUCAAGACUGCAGUCAACCAGAAACGCUCAACAGCACAACACAAGAGAGGAUACAGCAGGCCAUCCUGAGCAAUGUGCAGAGUCAAAUCUUAGUUCCUGUGUCUUUACAGCACGAAGUCAACAGUUCAGCUUUUUCCUCUGCAGGUGCUUCGGUUGGUCAAAGAUCGAGAUUUGGUUUGAUGGGGACAAAGUCUGCCCUUAAGCCAGCUGUAUCUGGUCAUUACCUUCUUAAUACAGCUACCUAUGGAAGAGGUUCCGAGAGCUGGAAAAGAGCCCAUGUUCAGAGCACUGAGACUCAUGUUGGUAUAAAUGGUUUGGUAGAAACAUCUGAGAAGGAUCUUAAGGAAGACAGAGCAAAACAAGUUGAUGGUAGCGUUCAGGUGACAUCAGAAUCAAACAACAGGUCAGUGUCCUGUCAUCCUCCAUCUGUGUUAAUCAAAACAGAGCAGGAUCCCACACAAAUGGGUGAUGUCUGCCCUCGAGUAGAUAAUUUGUCCAGUGGAUAUUUGAAAGUGGAAGCACCCACACAUGAAUAUAAACACACUGGAAAGGAGAACACUCCUUUACUGCCUCCUGCACAUGUGGCUGGUAUAUCUGUGACUAAAGAAUUCUAUCAGGGAAUCCAGUCAAAUUUAGCUCAUGUUGGUGGUGGAAAAUCAAUGCAGAGUCAUCAAGACCCUUACAGGAUAUCCAGCUUAUCUGUAGGAUUUCAACAGCCUACCCAACACCAACAAAAGUUUCCCCCUUAUGGAGGAAACCGUGCAAGUUCCCAGUUUGCAUUUAGACCUGUUCAUAGUAGCAGUAUCAAUGUUCCUUCUGUUUCAUCUGUAAACCAUUGCUCCACAGUCACAGGAAUGUCUGUGUACAGCCAAGUCUCAAAUAACUCUGGAAAUAUGGUGUCAUUCUCCGUUACUGUGACAACACUUCCUGCUGGUCAGUCAAUAAAUACGAGCAGCCAAUCUGCCCAAACAUUUCCCGAAGGUGGCAACAUGGAGGACUCACCUUCCAAAUGUUAUUGCAGGCUUAAAGCCAUGAUUAUGUGUAAAGGAUGCGGGGCAUUUUGUCAUGAUGACUGCAUCGGACCAUCUAAAUUAUGUGUUUCUUGUCUGGUGGUACGAUAAAUAAACAUGUUUUUCUUCAUUAAAAAGAAAUUUAUCUGAACUGGCGUAUGCCAUGCACAAAAGAAAUGUUCAAUCAGGAAAAAAGUUUAUAUCAAGUUUAUUAACAAUGGCACCUUUUUCUAAGCUUCUUUGGCUGGUAUGUGUUAAAUGAGACAGAGUUUGCACUAAAGAUCAUGUUCAGAUUUUAUUGUUCUAUUUUUUCAAACAAAAUUUUGAACAGCAGCGAACAGGGUAACUAAUAGAGACUUGUUUGAUAUAUUAUUUAAAUACCUGCUCAUAUUAACAGGGACCCAGUAUAUUUUAGCUUUCCCCCCCCCCCCGCCCCCAACCUUUGGCCUUGAAUAAAUUGACGUGAACAAGCAAAUUUGAAAUUUGCAUAGCCAGAAAACACGGCAUUUGCUGACAUCAUUUCUUCACCCUGAAGUAAGAAUUGUGAGUAUAAGUUAUCCACGCUAGGGGCCUGGGUAAUGAACUUUCAACUUUUCAGUAGGUGGGCUGGUUAGUUAGAAUCUGAUUACUGUUGAACACAAAACUGAAUCUGCUUGUUAAUUGCUGUGCUUGGUUUUGAAUUUAUGAGAUUGGCAAAUGUUAGGAUACAGUUAAUGCAGCCGCAAUGUCAGCAAGUAAAAUUAAGUACAAGUCAGGAACAUAAGUCUCUAGAAUUUGUAAUGAACUAUAGAGUAUGUGCUGACAUCAAGUUACUGAAGAAUGAACUGCACCAUUACUGAAUCUAAAUGAGGAAAGUCUCCACCAAUCUGCUGGAUCAGGCAGCACAUUUUUAAAAAUGUUAACCAUCAGAUUGUAUUUGAAGAUCAGCAAAACCCAAUUGAGUAUAAUUCAAAAAGUGCAACUUUGCCAAUGGUCAACAUGAUUAAGAAUGUCACAGUAUAAGCAUAUUGAAAAAUCCAUGAAGAUUGCAUUGUAUAUUUUCUUACAGUAUUUCUAAACUAUUUUGAUAUCUCAAUGCAAGGAAUGAGGAGACUAUAAUAGGAUUUUAAUCUGUUCCAUUUCCAGGAAAAGAUAUAGGAUAAAUUGUGUUGAGGAAUUUCCAGAUUAUUAGUUUCGUACUUUAAUGACUAUAUUUAAAAAUAUGUAUUAUAAUAAUUAUGUCCUAAUGUGUGUCAUAAAAAAAUCUUUCCUAAAUGACAAAUUAUUGAUCCAAGCCCUAGAAUGGCAUGUCAGACAAGCUCUGUCUGUGAAAUGACAAAAGUGAAGCUUUUAUUUUCUGACAGCUAAACAUCUAGUUCUUAGAGAUAUCUCAGUUUCUUGAGGAAAGCAACAUGCUGAUGAUCAAAUCAGUAGUAAACAGCACAGCUUAAAUUCAAAAUUCUGGCAUACUAGUGUUGCCCACAGGCCAAAUCCUGGCCUUGGAAUAAAUUACCUGCGGUCAACAAUGCCCUUCCAACAGUAAUGGAGCACAAGUGAAACCUGGUAACAGAUAAUUACAAUUGUCUAUGACUUCAGUAGAUUUUAGAGAGCACCUAUGAUUUUUGAAGCAUGGAGCAGAAAGAUUGGAGAGGUUAAAGACAGAUCUUGCAGUGGACGAUUUUGUUUUAAGGGGCCAACAAAACAACCUGAUUUGUUGAUAGUGGCAAGGUCUUUUUCCCCUCCUUUUUAAUAUUGUUAAUAUUUGUUUUGAAAAGGGCUGUAAGAAUAGUAUAAAUCUUCUCACUGCUUCUUGUUGUCUUUGAAUUCUGUCUUUUGAUGCAAAUUUUUGAGGCUCUAUUGAAUUAAUAAUGGAAGAUAUGUAAAAAUAAAUUAGGCCUAUAUAUAGUUUUAAAAAAAAACUUUUUUCACAAAUACCAAUAUAAAAAUCACUAUUUUUAAAAUAAUUAAAGAAUUUUUAAAGAAUUUAAAAGAUAAACAAUGUUUCUUUUACUUUAUAUUGGUUGCACAUCAUGUUAUGUUAAAAGGAAAUAAGUGGCAAAAUAUUUAACAUUUACUUCCCAAUAGAAGAAAUGCAAAUAAAUUCACCCAACGGCAGAUAUAAUAAGGUUGCAUUGUCAGUAACAUUGAAAAUACUCAGUACUUAACUAUAUCAGUAAAUGGUCUAUGUUGUCAUAGAGGCAAUUGAAUUUUUGCCACUUCACGCCACUUGUAAAGAACAUAGAAUCUUUAUUUCUGGUAUUGUCUUUCUUGUUACAGAUUAUAUUUUUCUCUCAAAAAUUUUAAAUGCCUGUUCUUAUAAUGGAGAAUGUACAUUCAAAAUAUAGCUCCUGUAUGAAAUGUAUUUUAUCACCAGAUCAACAGCAAAUAAAGAUAGCUGUUAUAUCA
Molecule: messenger RNA, 7156 nt
Organism: Carcharodon carcharias (great white shark)
Lineage: Eukaryota; Metazoa; Chordata; Chondrichthyes; Lamniformes; Lamnidae
Gene: asxl2
Product: ASXL transcriptional regulator 2
Exons: 12
Coding region: 542-4882 (1446 amino acids)
Biological process (GO): animal organ morphogenesis; positive regulation of transcription by RNA polymerase II
Cellular component (GO): PR-DUB complex
Molecular function (GO): DNA binding; chromatin binding; peroxisome proliferator activated receptor binding
Source: RefSeq, a predicted model, not a curated record